Messenger RNA from Fulvia fulva, 1752 nucleotides. RefSeq lists its product as uncharacterized. Gene Ontology annotation, biological process: regulation of DNA-templated transcription. The transcript is spliced from 5 exons. Gene Ontology annotation, cellular component: nucleus. The record is from RefSeq and is a predicted model, not a curated record. Bases 1 to 1752 code for a protein of 583 amino acids. Gene Ontology annotation, molecular function: zinc ion binding; DNA-binding transcription factor activity, RNA polymerase II-specific. Lineage: Eukaryota; Fungi; Ascomycota; Dothideomycetes; Mycosphaerellales; Mycosphaerellaceae.
AUGGCACUGAACGCUCCGAAGCCGACUCGGAGCGCAGAAUUUGAGCCCUGCAGGUACAACAAGCAGUCGUGCGACCACGAGAGGCCAGUCUGCUCGCGAUGCAUACGACGCGGCCUUCAAAAUGAAUGCGUAUACCGAGAGCGGCCUUUCAAGAAACGCAAGCUAGUGCAAACACAGACUCCUGCCCCUGCUGGCUCCACAGGCUCAGCAUCGGCCGUGCCGAGAGAUGAGGCCAAUGGCAUUCUAGUAUCCGACACUCCACGAUACCCUAACCCAGGAUUCCAAGGCACUUCGAACCAUGUGGCCAUCUUUCAACAGCUCCCAUGCCAUGUUGACCAAGAGCAAACUCCCAUCCCCACAGUCACAACCAGCACUGGCGGUGCCGCGAGAUCGCUGGCGCACUGCUACUGUAACAGGAACCAGGGAGAGCAAAUCAUGGAAGACUGCCUCGUCAAGCUAGACCUGUAUAGAGUCUCUGCGCCGAUCAGCUUCUGGCUUGCUACAGACACCAAUUUAGGUGCAUUGAGUGGCCAUUUCGUACCUGGCUGUGUGAAGACAGUCGAAGACAACCUAUUGGUACCACAUCAAGACGUCGUUGCGUUCGCGUCUGCGCUCGCUUCUAAAACGACCGCCAACUCCAAGCGGCCACUGACGUUCGACGGGACUUCAACUUUUCAGCUGAUGAAGAGCGAGCAUUGUGGCGAGCACAUUCUGGCCGGAGGUCGUGCAGCUGCUGACAUCAGGUUCUUUCCUCCAUUGUACAAAGAUGACACUGAGCGCGAUGAGUUGCAGAAACUGCUCAGCCGAUUGGCAGAGCGCUGUCUGGAAUCAGCUGUGUCUCUCGGUCGCGUGAACAAUUUCCUGCUGAUCAGUCAAUAUGAGAACUUCAUUCUGUAUACUGUGCUCUUUGGCGAUCAAAGUUUCGAUGCAUGGCGACGUCUGGGCGAUGUGAUCAGCUCUCUCCUCUUCCUCGGCCACAAUGAGGAUAACAAACGUGGACCUGCAUGCCCUCUAUUCCUGGCCGAAGUGAGACGGAAUUGCUUUGCCCAGAUCUAUCUGGCCGAUAAAGAGCUGUUGCUAUUCCUGGGUCGGCCGCCUCGACUCAGUCGUGUCUUCUGCUGCUUUCAGGUGCCCAGAAUUCUACAAGUCCUGUUCCUGCUCCAUAAAGGCAACUUGCAGCAACCCGAGCCCGCUGCUUCCAUACACCAUUCCAAGGCUUUGAUCGUCGCGAAAGAGAUGCUGUCACUUGUGGUUGAGUGUAUCUCAUUUCGGAAAGGCUUGGUCGAUUCUGGCUGCAGUCUCAACUGGACGAUUGUCCAAUACGGCCUUCCAGCCGCCGGCUUCGUCGCUCUUCCCCUCAUCCGCAACAAUCAUGACCAUCUUGGCGCGAAAUUUAUCCAAGACCUCUGUGUCUUCGUCUCAGAGGUUCAGGCUGGAGGCGUUAUAACGGUGACGGAACCGAACUAUGCUCUGCUCUCUAGAGCGACGACUUCACUUCAGAGCUUGUUGACCCAAGUCCUAGCGCCGCCGCCGGUCAAUCACACAGAAACUGUACGACCUCCUGGACAUUCAGCCUAUCAAGACGUCAGUGGAGCCGGGAUUGACCUGUUGAGCGAUCUCCCAUUCUUAGACGAGCAGCCACCCUUGGACUUUUGGACGAAUGAGGAGGAAUUUUGGGGUGUGCUGGGAGCGCAGGCGAUGGCUUUUCAGUGGGAUGGGGCGGAGAUGUAUGGAGCAGGUAUGGGGCAUUGA